AUGGCGAAACCCCCCAUCGACUCGCCUACCCCUCCUUCUCCCGCAGUGCUGCAGAAGCAACGAUCUCAGCCACCAACCGGUAUCGUCCUGCCAUCACCCGGAUCGCAAUUUUCUCAACCCCCCUCGGCGUCCACAUCGUCCCCUCGGCAAUCACAUUUCCGCUCCUCAUCGAGCUACCGGAGUAUCACUACACCAACCGGGAUGGAGAGCCACGGAUACUCGGACACGUUCAUGUCGCCCGGUGGUCGCGGCGGGCCACUCAGUCCCGCGCUGGGGUCUGGAAAUCUCAACUCCAACUCGUUCGUUUUUCCGAUCCGAUCGGUAUUCUCGGGCAUGUCUGGUGGGGAUGGGAGCGGUCCUUCGUCGAACGCAGAGGGCUCGGGCUCCGGCCUCUCUAGGGUCGUGUCAAGGGGCAAGGGAGGAGGCGGCGUGGCCGAGGCUCGUCUGCGCUCCUCCCCUGCGACCAGGGCAGAGGAUAGACGAUUCAGCGACGCGCUGCCGAUCGCAGAAGAUGACAUAGGGAUAUCGUCUAUCGCGCAGAUGUUGGAAGGGCAGGAGGAGGCCGCGGCGGAGGGAUCGAGACCAAAGCCGACGGGCGAGACAGGCGUCGCGACCUUUUCGAGGAAAGUGGAUCGGGGAGGGGGUGAGGGGAAGGCAAGACCACCUCAGCAUUCUCCGUCAGGCUACGGUAUGCCUCCGAGUACCUCGGCCGGGUCCAUGUCGUCCUAUCACAACGCAACGCGCGUCGACUCUCAGGCUCAGCCAACCAAUCCUUCCGCCGAGUCCGGCGGGAGUGGCCUGCCGGACAAGACUCGAGCCCCCGUCGGCCAGCCUCAGGACGCGCCCGCUGCCGUUAAUUUCAAGGACCGGCCGGGCCCAUCGGGCGAUCCCGGGGAGCAUCUCCCUUUCUCCGCUCCUGGUGAGCGAGAGUCGAAUGGCGAGCGAUCAGAGCCAUCGGGCGGAAGCGCCAAAGGUGCUUCCCAGCGCACUGGUCAGGAAUCACCGUCCACCCACCUGGCCGCGCCCCAACCUCGGCACGCGGACGCGUCGGGCUUCGAUGGCCUCACACAGGUAACAAAGCCACUCUCCGCGCCCCGAAGUGAGAGCAAUUUCGAAGACGGCAACGAUGGCGAGCGGAGUCUCAUCAAUGACUUUGCCAGCAUCGUGCGGCUCGCUGAUGCGGGAAGUCUGGUAGGGAGCGGAGAUGGGAGGACGAGCAGCCGCUCAAAGCCUCACGGACGGCGCGGUAGCAAGCGCGCAGACGUCGCAUCGGCCGACGACUCGUCUCUCGGUCCCAGUGGUCCUACGACUCAGGCCAGCCUCGCUCAGCAGCAGCGCGAGAUCGGUAAAGCUACCGCUGCAACUCGGGACACGGUUCAGCGCUUUGUCAGCGCUCAGGCGCACACACAGACCAUGUCGGAUCCUAAUGCGCAUACGCCCGCAUCUGGGUCUGGCAAGGUUGCUCCUUCGCCGUCGAGGCCAUUGACGGAGGCGGGUUCGGACGAUGACAACGAAAUAUUGGACAUGGGCCUGUCCGCCAAUACACCGGAUGAGGCGGAGCCACGAGAACUGUCGCGGACAUCGUCUCGCGCGGAGGGCGCUUCAGCUUCAUUGUCUGGCAGGGAGGAGUCGGAAGGGGAGUCAGCUUCAAGGGCAGAAGAGGAUCCGGAGCCACUCACGACGCUGCGCUUUGAGCACGUUGCUACCGAGGAAGGGCAUCACAUGGUGGUAGGGCGGGAAGGGAAGUUGAGCAAGUGUGAGGAUGAGCCGAUCACUACUCCUGGAGCCGUGCAGGGCUUCGGAGUCCUGAUUGUGUUGGAGGAAGAUUACGAGAAGGGUACAUUGCUUGUUCGACAGGUUUCUGAGGUAAGUUGCGCCUUUUCCCUGACACGACACGAGGCUGACUAUCAGAACUCUACUGUCCUGCUGGGAUUGUCGCCGAAAUACCUAUUCCGGCUGGACUGCUUCACACGGAUCUUGACGGACCAGCAAGAAGACCUGCUCCGGGAUAGUCUCGACUAUCUACCAGAAGCGGAGGGGAGCAACGCGCUUGACGAGGACGGCCCACAGGUCUUCCUCCUUUCAGGCUUCGGCGAGCCGGGGACCAGCGAUGAAGAGGAAGAGGAGGACGACGGGACUGCAUCAGCAGGGAAAGGGAGGCGGAGGGAAUGGACAUGCUGGGUGGGAGCGCAUCGGCCCAAGCAACCCACCUGGAACAAGGUGGAUGCGAAGGGCCUCCCCGUACCCCCACCGAAUCUGGUCAUCCUCGAGUUUGAGCUUGAGCGGGACACCAUCAACCCGCUCAUGCAGACAUUCGAGCCAACUAUCAUCGUAUCGUCCGGCAGACAAUCCCCCGAUUCGGCAUCCACUUCGAAUAGCAACAGCCAAAGCAGUAACUCCAAUCAACCGUCCCAAGGCUCAGACACUACCGUCGGCACAGGUACUCGGCCGUCCGGGAGCCCCAAUCUGGCCGCGGACGCCACGCGUCGUCCGAGCGCGCAGACUAUGAAUAGUGAGCACACCACGCAACAAAGCUCGACCAUCCGGCCGGACUCUUCGUUUGGAAGCGAGGCUGCGUCAGGUCUGGAAGGACUCGAGGUCGAUAUGCCGUUGGAGCGGAUCAUCGAGUCGACCACCAAUCACGCCAAGCCUCUUCGUGCGCUGGAGCGUAUGCGACGAUCCGGCGGAUUAGGAGAAGAUGCGCAGUCGGGCAAUGGCUCCGCCCGAGGAUCUUCACGGGGAUCAGCGCGCGGAGGCAAGGGGGCUGCUCGGCGACAGCAGCGUCGCCAGCAGGCAGGCGGCACCGGCGCGAUGGACGUCUUCGCUGUUCUCGGUCAAAUCAAUGAGCAGCUCGGGUCGGCGCCGGAUCUUGAUACCUUCCUCAAGGUCGUCGUCGGCGUCGUCCAGGAUGUCUGCCGCUUCCACAGAGUCCUGCUCUACCAGUUUGAUGAGUCCUUCAAUGGGCAAGUCGUUGCGGAGCUGGUCGAAUGGGGCAAGACAAGCGAUCUCUACAAGGGUCUCAUGUUCCCCGCGGCGGACAUCCCGGCCCAGGCUCGCCAGCUUUACAAGAUCAACAAGGUCCGCAUGCUUUACGAUCGGUCCCAGACCACGGCGCGAAUGGUCUUACGCGACCGCGAGGACCUCGAUCAUCCCCUCGACAUGACGCACUGCUUUUUACGAGCAAUGAGUCCAAUCCACAUCAAAUACCUCGCCAACAUGCACGUCCGCUCCUCCAUGUCUGUCUCGGUUAUGGCUUUCGGCGAGCUAUGGGGCCUGAUCGCUUGCCACACCUACGGCAACCACGGUAUGCGCGUGUCGUUCCCAGUCCGCCAGAUGAUGCGAAUUCUUUCGGACAGCAUCUCGAGAAAUGUCGAGCGUUUGAGUUAUGCUCAGAGACUGCAUACCCGCAAGCUUAUCUCCACCAUCCCAUCGCAAUCCCAUCCUACCGGUUACAUUGUCAGCAACGCAGACGACCUUCUGCAGGUGUUUGAUGCGGACGCAGGCUUGCUUGUCAUCGGUAGUGGGUGUAAGCUGCUGGGCACGUCGGAUCAGGGCCAGGCGAUGUUGGCAAUCGCCGAGUAUCUCCGAAUCGUCAAGUUCGAUACACUGAAAGCAUCGAAUCAUCUCGCUCGCGACUUCCCCGAUCUCAGCUUACCAAAAGCGCACGACACAAUGGCCGGUCUGCUCUACGUGCCCCUCACGGCAAAGGCAGGACAGGACUUUAUCGUCUUUCUUCGGAAGGGUCAGGCGAGGGAGGUCAAAUGGGCGGGCAAACCCUACAAGGACGAGCGGGCGGGAGAGGCGGCGUCCCUUGAGCCGCGCAAGUCCUUCAAGACCUGGAGCGAGGUCGUCACGGGGCGCUCUCGGGCCUGGACGGACGACCAGCUCGAGAGCGCCGGUGUCCUCGCCCUGAUCUACGGAAAGUUCAUCCAGGUCUGGCGAGAAAAGCAGUCCGCCAUGGCCAGCAAUCAGCUCACGGCAAUCCUCCUCUCCAACACCUCCCAUGCCGUGCGCACUCCCCUCUCCCAAAUCAUCAACACCCUCGAGCUUGCUCUCGCCGGCAAUCUCGACGACGAGACCCGAGCGAUGCUUGAAAACUCGCACAAAGCAUCUCGGGCCCUCCUCUUCCACGUCCACGACCUCCUCGACCUAACACGGAUCGAGACGGGUAACGAAACGAGCUUCAAUGAUCCCUUUGAUCUGCGGGCCAGCAUUCAGGAUGCGGUUCGGCUAUAUCAAACGGAGUCGGCUCGUCGGGGUCUCGAAUUCCGCGUCAACAUUGCCCCAAACAUCCCCUCCCAGGUCAUUGGCGAUUCGCGAAAGAUCAAAACCGUCAUCUCCAACCUGGUCGCCAACUCGGUCAAGUUUACCCCAUCUGGGUUUAUCGAGGUGUACUGCGGUCUCCAGCACGGGGAGGACGACAGCGAGGUGGUGCCAGGGGGUUCCGUCAUGCUGGAAUUUGUCGUUGCCGACAGUGGGGUGGGCAUAGCAAACGAAAAGCUCCAGGCGAUGUUCGUUACGCUGGAGGGCGCCGAUGAGGUGAUGCAGGAGACGGCGCCGACGGGACUGGGUCUGGGAUUGGCGGUGGUGGCUCGGAUCGUCGAGCAGCUCGAGGGGCAGCUCCGAGCUGAGUCCGAGGUGGGCGUCGGGACGAGGUUCUUCUUCACCCUGGAAAUGCGCCGGCAUGACCCAGCACAGCCUCGGACUCGGCCAAAUAGUGGUAGUUCGAUCAAUCACCGCCGCAAAUCGUCCCUCGGCUCAAGCGGCUCGGUCGUUUCGACCCGGUCUGGUGGUGUCGCCUCGGAGAUCGAUUCAUUCGUCCAUGACUUUGGCUCGUCCCACAUGUACCCCUCGGUCGGUCCGCAAGACCCGCGUUUAUUGGCGGCCGAAAAGCGGAUGAAUCAGCCGGGUACCUUCCCGGUGACCGACUCGUCCUGGCCUGUACGCCCUACCAGGAUAGCGGACGCCGAGUCGGACUCUUCGGAUCCAUCUCAGGCCUCGGUCGAACCUGCAUCCCCCUCGAGCAAGUACACAUCGGGGACCGCCAGUACGGCUGUGCCCAAGAGCGUAUCCACCAUGGUUCCGCCAAAGAAGCGUGAAAAUUCAACUGGUGGGCUUCGCGAGAAGUCCGCUCCGGAUGGAUCGCAGCGGCUGAGGGUCUUGAUCGUCGAGGACGACAUGAUCAACGCUCAAAUCUUGACGAGGCGGCUGAAGAUGGACAAGCACAUUGUUCUGACGGCGACGAAUGGGCAGGAGGCGGUCGACUUGUUGAGCAAGGAUUGGGAUGUGGACCUCGUUCUGAUGGAUAUCCAAAUGCCCAUCAUGGACGGUCGAACAUCGGCAGCCGAGAUCCGCAAGAUGGAGGAAAAUCUCAUACUACGAGACGAUAUUGACCCUGUGCGGGUUGACGGCCGGAUACCCAUCUUCGCCGUGUCGGCCAGUCUGUACGAGUCGGAUCGAUCCAACUUGUCCGAGCACUUUGACGGCUGGCUUCUCAAGCCUCUUGACUUUACUCGAGCCCGCGCGCUCAUCAAGGCGUUGCAAGACAACGAGAAGAGGGCGGAGGAGGUGUACGUUCAAGGUCAAUGGGAGAAGGGCGGGUACUUCAGAGGUGAGUCCUUGAUUUGCUGUAGCAGCAGCACGUGUCAAGCUGACUCUCCAGGCGGUAAGGGCUAA
This is a messenger RNA of Dioszegia hungarica, 5676 nucleotides long. Its product is annotated as CnHHK2. Gene Ontology annotation, biological process: regulation of DNA-templated transcription; detection of visible light; phosphorelay signal transduction system. The record is from RefSeq and is a predicted model, not a curated record. The transcript is spliced from 9 exons. Gene Ontology annotation, molecular function: phosphorelay sensor kinase activity; protein binding. Lineage: Eukaryota; Fungi; Basidiomycota; Tremellomycetes; Tremellales; Bulleribasidiaceae. The coding region runs from base 1 to 5676 and encodes 1891 amino acids.